AUGUCCAAUUACUAUCAACAAGGUCCACCACAAGGGGGUUACUAUCAACAAGGUCCACCACCACCACAAGGAUACUAUCAACAACAACAACCGAUGUAUGUUCAACAACAACCACAACGAGGAGGUGGUGGAUGUUGUUCAUCAUUCUGUGGAUGUUGUGCUGCUAUAAUUUGUUGUUGUUGUGCUGAAGAAUGUUUGGACAUGUUGUGUAUGUAA
Molecule: messenger RNA, 216 nt
Organism: Lodderomyces orthopsilosis Co 90-125
Lineage: Eukaryota; Fungi; Ascomycota; Pichiomycetes; Serinales; Debaryomycetaceae
Exons: 2
Coding region: 1-216 (71 amino acids)
Source: RefSeq, a predicted model, not a curated record